Molecule: messenger RNA, 1181 nt
Organism: Dentiscutata erythropus
Lineage: Eukaryota; Fungi; Glomeromycota; Glomeromycetes; Diversisporales; Gigasporaceae
Source: the annotation of a GenBank genome assembly
AUAAUGGUCUCGGCAGGACGCCUCCUAUGGGAUGGAAUACUUGGAAUCAUUUUCAAUGUCAUGUUAACGAGCAACUACUUAAAGAUUCCGCCGAUGCUAUGAUAGAGUUAGGGUUCUUCAAAGCUGGCUAUAAAUAUUUAAAUCUUGAUGAUUGUUGGGAAGGGAUAAGAGAUGAAAAUGGAUAUAUCACUACUGAUCCGAAUACAUUUCCUGGUGGAAUUAAAGCUCUUGCGGAUUAUGCGCAUUCAAAAGGGUUAUUAUUCGGGAUUUAUAGUGAUGCUGGACGUCUAACUUGCGCUAGACGUCUUGGAUCUCUUGGUUAUGAAGAUAAGGAUGCUCAAAGAUAUGCUGAAUGGGGAAUCGAUUUUUUAAAGUAUGAUAAUUGUCAUAAUGAUGGUUCACCAGAAAGACAACGUUAUGAGAAAAUGCGAGAUGCACUCAAUGCGACUGGAAGACCAAUUUUUUAUAGUAUAUGUGAAUGGGGGAAAAGUAAACCUUUCCUUUGGGGUAGGGAAGUUGGUAAUAGCUGGAGAACGACUAAUGACAUUAGAGCAACUUGGGCAUCUAUUAUAUCAAUUUUACAAAAGCAGCAAAUGAUCACGGCGUAUGCAGGACCAGGAGGCUGGAAUGAUCCUGAUAUGCUUCAAAUUGGUAAUGGCCAUCUUACCUUAGAUGAGCAAAAAAGUCAUUUUUCUAUUUGGGCUGCUUUGAAAUCACCCUUACUACUUGGAUUUGAUAUCAGAAAUCCUCCUCCGGAUGCAAAAGAAAUAGCGUUAAAUGAGGAAAUAAUAGCUGUGAAUCAAGAUCCUCUCGGAAAGUCCGUGUCCAUUGUUUCACGCACAGUCUUUUAUGAUAUUUGGACUGGGCCACUCGUUGAUGGUUAUAUUGCAGUUUUGUUUAAUCGUGGAGAAAUUCCACGAGUAAUUACAUUAUAUUUCGCGUCUCAUUGUGGUCUUGAAGGUGAAAUUGCAGUUCGAGAUCUUUGGGAACAUGCUGAUAAAGGAAAUUUUACAACAAGUUUCGUCUCAAGAGUCCCAAGACACGGUGUAACAGUUUUAAAACUUACAGGUGGUAUUCGGGUUUUAAAACAUAAUGAGCCAGUAUUUUUACGAUAUGUUUGGAAUGAUGAUAUUGUCGACGAUCAAAUUGAUAUUUCAAUUAACGGCGAUAAAGUUUAUUAG